AUGAUCGACGGCGUGCUCCGGCCGGCGCUCGACGCCGCGGGCGGCGCGCUCGAGGCCGUCUUCCGCGCGUCCGAGGUGCGCGUGCUCGAGGUCUCCUGGGACGCGGCGGGCCGGCUCGUCUCCGUCGUCGCGCGGUCGCUCGGCGACGCGAUCCGCGAGGCGGACCGAAGGACGCUCGCGGCCUUCGAGGACGCGCGGAAAGCCAUCGGCCGCGUGCGCGACGACGCGCUCGCCGCGCGCGUCGACGAGCUGCAGGCGCGCGCGCUCGCCGCGCUUUUCGCCGGGGCGGCGGCCGACGCCGACGCGGCGUUCCGCGACCUCAAGGCCAUCGCCGAGGCCGAGAGCGGGCGGCUCGCGGCGCUCCUGGCGCGGGUCAUGGACGCCUACCGGCUCCUCGGCGAACGAUACCGUUUCUUGAAUCGCGUGCCCGCGCGCGAGGGCGCCGCGCCGGCCCAGGUCCUGCCGCUGCCGGCGACGGCGGACGCGGCGGCGACGGGCGACGUCGCGCGCGUCCGCCUGCUCCUCGCGCGCGCGGCCCGCGUCGACGGCGCGUUCCGUUCCCGCGCCACGGCGCUCGUCGCGGCCUUCAACGGCGCGUCGUCGACGGCGGCGCUCGCGGCGACGCUGGGCCUCGAUCCGGCGGCCUGGCCCCUGGACCACAGGGACGCGGGGACCGCCCUCGGCGCGGCGCCGCUGCGCCUCAAGUUCGGGCCGCCGAAGAGCCUCGGGCGCGCGCUCGAGAAGCCCCUCGGGAGCCUCAAGGACCUCAACCGGUGCACCGUCGAGUGCCACUGCCCCUACGUCUGCGCGCUCUUCCUCGCCGGGCUCCGCGAGACGUUCCCCGUGGUCGCGGUGAAGAACAAGCACGAGCCAGCGCACAAGCAGGACGAGGUCUCGCAGCCGCCGGACCUCCACGUCAACGUCGACCUCGGCGGCGGCUUCCUGGGCGAGGUCCAGAUCAUCCUGACCUACUGCCUCGAGGUCAAAAACAUCCUCCACUUCUUCUACGAGCUCCUCCGCGCGAAGACCGUGGACCUCGUCCUCGAGCCGAUGAGGAGACACGCAUCCGAAGCGGGGUAA
This is a messenger RNA of Aureococcus anophagefferens, 1080 nucleotides long. RefSeq lists its product as hypothetical. The transcript has 2 exons. Lineage: Eukaryota; Pelagophyceae; Pelagomonadales; Pelagomonadaceae. The coding region runs from base 1 to 1080 and encodes 359 amino acids. The record is from RefSeq and is a predicted model, not a curated record.